This is a messenger RNA of Neofelis nebulosa (Clouded leopard), 2851 nucleotides long. RefSeq lists its product as uncharacterized. Gene Ontology annotation, biological process: virion assembly. The annotation marks the transcript as partial. Gene Ontology annotation, molecular function: RNA-DNA hybrid ribonuclease activity; nucleic acid binding. NCBI's taxonomy places the organism in Eukaryota, Metazoa, Chordata, Mammalia, Carnivora, Felidae. The transcript has 5 exons. The record is from RefSeq and is a predicted model, not a curated record.
AAAGGCUGUAAAAACCUCGCUCGGGGCCUCUUAGUGUCACUGACGAGUGUGCGGAGGUCCGGGUUCGAACCUGCAAUAAACGGCCCUUGCCGCUUGGCUUUGACUCUGGACUCUGGUGGUUUGUUCUUGGGGGUCACCCGAAUUUGGGCAUAUCAUUUGGGGGCUCGUCCGGGAUACCCCCAAGCCCUCCAGACCCCAAGUCAACGGGUCGUCCCUGAAGCCGAUCGGGAUGUUAGAACCAGAGGACAGAAUUUGAGUCUAGACAUCCGGAGGGGAAAAUUAAUAACCCUCUGCCACUCCGAAUGGCCAACCUUCGGCGUUGGAUGGCCAACCGAAGGAACUUUCUGCCUACCUAUAAUUGCCAAGGCCCUACCAGCACCAGCCGCCCCGCUAGUUGCCCCCCUAGGGGAACCGGGAAGACGGGAAGUGGCAGCUGCGCCGGAACCAGGAGGACGGGAGGCUAUAGCUGCGCCGGGCCCCAUUGAAAACGAAACCGACCGCAAGGGGCCAGCCGGCCGAACCCGCGGGCGCACCCAGGAGGAGCGAGAGAGGAUCCAAUUAGAAGCAAGAAAGCUGGUUCCCGGAGACGACGGUCAGCCGACAUCUAACCCUGACCUCAUUAAUGCGGCUUUCCCCCUAACCAGACCUCCACAGGAUGAAUGGGACUACAACACGGCAGAAGCUGCCGAGACGCCCAAAGCCUGCAUCCAGGGAAUCGAAGGUCUCCUGCGAACUCUGGGAACCUUAGGCUACCGCGCCUCAGCAAAGAAGGCUCAGAUCUGCAAGUCAGAGGUAACUUAUCUGGGUUACUUACUGAAAGGGGGGCAACGCUGGCUAACGGAUGCCCGGAAGGAGACCGUCCUUCGUAUUCCCAGACCGCAGACACCACAACAGGUGAGGGAAUUCCUGGGGUCGGCUGGGUUCUGCGGACUAUGGAUACCAGGGUUUGCUGAAUUAGCAAAGCCUUUAUACCAGGCAACAAAGGACCAACAGCCCUAUAGUUGGACGGAAGAAGCCGAACAGGCCUUCCAACAAAUUAAAACUGCUCUGCUAUCAGCACCUGCCCUGGGACUCCCCGAUGUCUCCAAACCCUUCCACCUAUAUGUAGAUGAAAACCGAGGCAUAGCUAAGGCGGUGCUAACCCAGCAUUUAGGCCCUUGGCGCAGGCCAGUAGCCUAUCUGUCUAAAAAGCUAGAUCCAGUGGCUGCCGGAUGGCCACCCUGUCUCCGGAUGAUUGCAGCCACUGCCCUAAUGGUAAAGGACGCUGAUAAGCUGACCAUGGGCCAAGAGCUACAAGUCACCACCCCGUAUGCCAUCGAGGGCAUCCUCAAGCAGCCGCCUGACCGAUGGCUGAGCAAUGCCCGACUCACUCAUUACCAGGGACUGCUGCUGAACCCCCUCAGGGUGAUCUUCACCCCCCAGAAGGCCCUGAACCCAGCAUCACUUCUGCCAGACCCAGACAUGGGAACCCCACUUCAUGACUGCGCCGACAUACUGGCUCAAGUUUACGGGGUCCGGGAGGACUUGCAGGACCAACCAUUAUCGGAUGCGGACACCAUCUGGUUUACCGACGGAAGCAGCUUCGUUCACCAAGGACAAAGGUAUGCGGGGGCGGCCGUAACUUCAGAAACUGAGGUGGUUUGGGCAGAAGCCCUACCCUCCGGAACCUCGGCCCAAAAGGCUGAACUCAAAGCCUUAACCCAGGCCCUAAAAUUAGGAAGAGACCGCAAGCUAACCGUGUACACUGAUAGCCGAUAUGCUUUCGCCACCGCUCAUGUACAUUAGGGCGAUAUACAGAGAACGGGGGCUCCUCACAGCUGAAGGGAAAGACAUCAAAAAUAAAGAAGAGAUUCUAGCCCUGCUAGCAGCCUUAUGGGAACCCAAAAAGCUAGCGAUUGUGCAUUGCCCAGGACACCAGAAGGCAACCAACCCAGUUUCUCGGGGCAACAAUUUGGCCGAUCGGACUGCAAAAAACAUAGCUCGGCCCCCAGCGCAAUUACUGACCCUACAGCUGCCAGACCCCGGACCCCAGGAAUUGCCCCCCAGCCCUGAGUAUUCAGAAAGCGACAUUCAAUGGAUGAGUAAACUUCCUAUGACCCGACUCAAAGAUGGCUGGUGGAGAGACCCCAAAAGCAGCAUUAUACUCCCAGAUAAACUAGGGUGACAGGUUCUAGAGCGGAUCCAUCACAGCACCCACUUAGGUUCCCGGCGAAUGUUGGACUUACUGAGACAGACUGGACUAAAAAUCAGAAAUGUCUCCGAUAAGGUCGAUCAAGUAGUCACUAAAUGUACAGUGUGCCAACUCAACAAUGCGAAUAGCAAUCCUCAGGCAACAGGGGUAAGACAAAGAGGGAGCAGACCGGGGACCUAUUGGGAAGUAGAUUUCACUGAGGUAAAACCAGGAAAAUAUGGAUAUAAGUAUUUGCUAGUUUUUGUAGAUACAUUUUCAGGAUGGACUGAAGCCUUUCCAACCAAGGAUGAAACGGCGCAGAUUGUAGCCAAAAAGAUCCUGGAAGAAAUCCUGCCCAGGUAUGGUUUUCCAGUAAUGAUAGGGUCAGACAAUGGACCUGCAUUCAUCUCUAAGGUAAGUCAGGAACUGGCUUCCAUACUUGGGGCUGAUUGGAAAUUACAUUGUGCAUACCGACCCCAAAGCUCAGGACAGGCAGAGAGAAUGAACAGAGCAUUAAAGGAGACCCUAACCAAAUUGACCAUGGAGACUGGCGCUGAUUGGGUGGUCCUUCUCCCCUACGCUCUGUUCAGGGUGCGUAAUUCCCCAUACAAACUGGGACUCACACCCUAUGAAAUAAUGCAUGGUAGACCACCCCCUAUCAUCCCUAACCUAAAAGAUAAC